AAAGCUAACUUUUCUGACGCCAUUUUGAGCGAAUUUAUUGUUAAAUGAAUUACAGUAUAAUAUUGAAACUUUUAGGAAUAACUGUUUCAACUACACAAAGAAAUAACACAAAAUGUAUUAUAAAUUCGCUAUUUCACCUUAAUAUCAAUAGCAUUGCGUGUCUGCGGAGUUUUGAAAAUUGGCAUAGUUCUAAACGUAUAGUUGCUUUAAUAAGGCUUUUGUCAUAAUAAGAAAUAUCUAUUUCAAAUUUCUUUUGUUCUAUUGUGAAGCAGUGGGAAGAAGUGUCCAGUGUAUCUAUUGACAGCAUAAAUUCGGUAUAUUGACGGGACUAAAUUUACAAGAAACAAAUCAAUAUUCGUUAUGUAUUAACUUAUUUAUAAAGAUCCAGUUAGGUUGGAGUUAUGAUAACUGAAUUAAGAUAAAUUUUGUUUCAAUUGUGGAUAUAAAAAUAAUCAGUUAAAAUGUCAGUCGUCAUUUGUCCGCGUUUUUACCAGGAAGUGAACACAAAGAUGUACCGAUCCGACAGGCAUCCCAAAAGAGGGAAAUCAUCUGUGAGGAAAGAAAUGACGCCGAGUAGUGGCCGGGUCAGGGUUGGAGGAAUCUUUCGCAUUCAAGGUCAAGGUUACCAAAAGCAAGACCAAGAACACGCUGCAGACGGGGCAGCAGCUGCCUCCGGUAUCCUUAUGGCGUCCAACGCACUUCCGGCUGAUUCGGAGUCAGAAAAUGAUGGGGACACUAAUCCUAUGUUAGUUGACGAACUUGUGGGAAUAAAUAAAACUCUUGAAAAGCAAAUAGAAACACUAAGAUUACGUUUGGACUUCGAUACCCGGCAUCAUGAAGCGCAGAAAAGUGCAAUCAUUGCUGAAACGGGAGCCAAACUAAAAUCAAAAGCAGAGGAGGUUAAUAUACUCAAACAGCAGAUCAGUGCUAAAGAUGUUACUAUUAAAGAAGUCACGUGUGAAAAUGAGAAAAGAGAUGGCGAAAUUAGCUACCUAAGGCGCCAGAUUGAAGCUUUGAACAGUGAAGUUGAUAGUGCUAAAACGUAUGCAAAUGAUUUGGUGUCGGAACUAACAAACCUUACCAGAGAAAAAGAGCGUCUUGAAAUGGAAGGUGUGUUUGGUGAAAAGGAUAAAGAAGUUGAUGCUCUUAGAAAAGAGGUCAGUGAACUGAAACUUAACCUUACCAUGUUAGAAUCAGAAUUAACCAAGGCACGAGAAGUGAUUACAACCCAGAAUGGAAAAAUUAAAUUGAUGGAUUCAGAUAAAAAGUCCUUACAAUUGAAGUUUAAGGAGGAAUUAGCUAAGGUGUCGCAUUCAAUGCGUCUAGAAGUUGAGAAGAUGCGCGACGUUAUGAAAAAACAAUGGGAAGAGAUGCGUGCUCUGAGAGAACAAAACAUGUCAAUGAGCAGAGACAUAAAAGACAUUCGUAGUUUGUUGGUGAACGGUUGCCUUGACGACGAUGCCAAAGUCCAGCAGCAGCAGGACGGCAAAGGUCACGUGAUACCACAAGAACCUGUGGCUCCUCCUAUACCCGUGCCUCAGACUGCACGUGGGGGCAAGACAGUGUAUAACAAUUUUAACAUGGGAGCACUGAAACCUUCACUUCCGGUCUUGAAUAAAGAUAAAAAGAGUAACCAACGCAGGAAAUAAAAUGAUACUGACUUUUCUUCAAAAUGGUUUGGGGAAUAAUACGUUUAUAUUAUUUGGAUACAAUAAUUGGUUUCAUAAAUCAUUACGUCAGAAUUUCAGUGUCAUAAACAAUGUAAUUAUGCCAGAUUUCCAGUGAUAUGUAGCAUUUGAUGCAUGCACAGUCCACUUUUGUUUUAUCACUUUCGUCAACACUCUUAUCGUUUUGCUCUAAAAUGUAUGUUAUGUUAUGUGAGGGACAGAUACUAAGCCAUCAAACAUAUUUGCACAAAUGUAUUUAUUUCUGGCAUUAUCUAAUGUCAGAAAUUGAGAGUUAGACAACGUACAUGUGCGUUUAUUUAAAAAAGCGCUUUUCCACUUGCGUUUUUGCGUAAUACAUUGCAGUGAUUUCGUACUGUCAUACGACUUAUUCCCAAAAGCUAUCAUGUAAUCUAUGCAUUAUGUGAGGCAAAAAUCUGACAUUCAAUCACAAAACACAUUUAUAUGUUAAAACAUGCAUUCUUGCCUUUUCUGACAUUAUUUGACGAUCAAUAGCUGAAAGCUUAUAAAUUUUCAUUUUAGAAAUACGUUUGUACACUUGCGUUUUUUUUACGUUAAUCGCAUUUUUAGUAUCUUGUCAACUUUAAACUUGGACACCUGUCACAGCUUUAGUCAUUGUUCUUUUUUCAUUUCUUAUACAUAAUUAUUGACUUGCAGAUUUAUAAUAAAAUCUUGAUGUUGCAUA
Messenger RNA from Mercenaria mercenaria, 2370 nucleotides. RefSeq names its product probable E3 ubiquitin-protein ligase bre1. The transcript is spliced from 5 exons. The record is from RefSeq and is a predicted model, not a curated record. Lineage: Eukaryota; Metazoa; Mollusca; Bivalvia; Venerida; Veneridae. The coding region runs from base 462 to 1649 and encodes 395 amino acids.